Anopheles moucheti is the source of this 2327-nucleotide messenger RNA. RefSeq names its product ADP-ribosylation factor GTPase-activating protein 2 (gene ArfGAP3). The coding region runs from base 322 to 2088 and encodes 588 amino acids. Gene Ontology annotation, molecular function: GTPase activator activity. The record is from RefSeq and is a predicted model, not a curated record. The transcript is spliced from 7 exons. Gene Ontology annotation, biological process: COPI coating of Golgi vesicle. Lineage: Eukaryota; Metazoa; Arthropoda; Insecta; Diptera; Culicidae.
AGGGAAAAAGUAAAGUGUUGGUUCUAUUGCUCCCCAAAAAGAUUGCAGUAAAAAAACCAUUAAUUUCCGAUUGUACCUUUGCAAAUUGAUUGGGAGGUGUAUUGUGCUCUGUGGCCCUUGCUUUCCCAACAGUGUUGUUGUUAGAUUCGUACCUUCGAUCUUGUUUUCCACGCGUAUCGAUAGUAGGUGCUUGCGCUGGAAUUCCCCAAUCGGUAGCGCGCUGCUAGUCCCCUCUACGUUCUGCAAGAAGUAUACGUGUUUGAAUUAAUUGGCGAUUAGUUGGCUCAAGAUUUGCCCCACUGCCACAGCAAACGCUCGAAAAUGGCUGGUGGAAGUUCGCCCUCGAAGGAGGACAUUGAUGCCAUUUUCCAUCGAUUACGAUCACAGGCAACGAACAAGAGCUGUUUCGACUGUGGAGCGAAAAAUCCUACCUGGUCCUCGGUAACGUACGGUGUGUUCAUCUGCAUCGAUUGUUCCGCGGUGCACCGGAAUCUGGGUGUUCACCUCACGUUUGUACGGUCCACCAAUCUGGACACGAACUGGACCUGGUUGCAAAUCCGCCAGAUGCAGGUUGGAGGCAACGCAAAUGCGGCACAAUUCUUUCGUCAGCAUAAUUGCAACACCACCGAUGCGCAACAAAAGUACAACUCUCGGGCUGCCCAACUGUACAAGGAUAAGUUGCUAAACAAAGCUCAACAGUCGCUACAGCUGUACGGAACAACGCUGCACAUUGACCAAGUACACGACCUGAACACUGCCAGCGAUAAGAAGGAGGUAGACUUUUUUGCAGACUGUGACAACUUCGACGGUGACACCACUGUGCCACAGACGGGUAAGGAUGAGCGUAACAACAAUCCAAGCGCCAGGCCCAAGAUCGAGACGGAGCAGGAGAACAUUCCAAAAUUGGCUUCCCUUAGCGCAACGCUUGAUCCUUCCGCUGGACCACGGGUAGAUUUCCUCACGUCAGAGGUUCCGGUUGAACCGGUCAAGUCAACGAUCGGUGUGCGAAAGAUUCAACCGAAGAAAGGUGGGCUGGGUGCAAAAAAGGGUGGUCUUGGUGCAACACGCGUCAAAACCAACUUUGCCGAAAUAGAGGAACGAGCCAACAUGGCUGACAAGCUGAAGCUUGCACCCGCCCCGGAGAAGGCUAUCUCCGAGGAAGAAAAGGCAGAAACACUGGCCAGUGUUCGGCUCGCCUACCAGGACCUUUCGAUCAAGCAGCACAAGGAGGAGGAAAAGCUGAAAGCGAUCGAUCCCAACAAGGCGAAACAAAUCGAGCGACUUGGGAUGGGAUUUGGCCGAGCGGCUGGCGUUUCACACUCUGCGCUGACCGAUAUGAAAACACUAACACAAGAGGAAACCACACGAAGUGGUGCACCGGUUACGAAAUCGUACGAUCGGGACGAUUCUUCUAGCGGCGUUGGAGGUGGAAGCAACAGUGGCAACGGAGGCAACGACUUUUUCGACGACUAUUCCAUAAUCUACGGGUUUUCGGGUAGCGGCAAGGGUGCCGAUAUGAGUGAAGCAAACCAGAUGGGCUUUGAUACGCUCGAGCCGAUCGACAGCAAGCGUCCGACGGUGAAAACGAUGUUCUCACCGGCAGGAGGAGGCAGCUUAAAGGGGGGAGCUACCAGUAUUAGUGAUCAACCAACAUACAGUCGCGCUGGUGGAAGCAGCAACAGCAGCAGUAACAGCAGCAGCAACCGAAGGAAUGGAAGCAAUCAGUCGCAACCUGUCGACAAUACCGAUGUGGCGCAGAAAAAGUUUGGUUCUGCUAAGGGCAUCUCGUCCGAUCAGUUCUUCGGAGACGAACAGUCAGGUUAUGAUCGAUCCGCAAACUUAUCGAAGUUCCAGGGUUCCACCAGCAUCUCUUCCGCCGACUAUUUCGGUCACGGUUCGUCAUCGAUGGGUUCGGGUGGUAGCGGUGGUAGAUCCGGUGGUUCACGCGGUCCAGCACUACAAUACAACGGUCCAGAUUUGGAGGACGUGAGGGAAAGUGUACGGCAAGGCGUCACAAAGGUUGCCGGUCGUCUCAGUUCGCUGGCGAGCGAUGUGAUGAACUCCAUUCAGGAUAAAUAUGGCUACUGAAGCGUGUAUCAAACGGUACCGCGAUUGCGUCUUAAAGCACGCGCGCACGGAUCACAAUCAACACUAUUUUACAAAGCUAACAAACGCCGCAAAGGACCAGCCGCUGGUUAUAUUUUGAUUAGACGGUAAAGUGAAAGGGCCAAUUGUGCGCUUCUGUUUCUGUUUGUUUAAAGUAAGUUUAGUUAAUGUGUAUGUACUAUAAAAUGUCGCUUAUUGAAAUACAAAACUGCAACUCUGUC